ACCAUCACUUAUUCCAAUUUAUUAGUAGUCACAAAAAAAAUAAAAAAUGAGAACUUCAAUUUUUGUUCUCUUUACCCUUUUUUUCACCUAUGCCAAUGCAGCCACAAUUUUAGUUCGUAACAAUUGUCCCUACACAGUUUGGGCUGCUGGAGUCCCGGCCGGAGGCGGCAAACGCCUCGAUCGUGGCCAAACGUGGACGAUAAACGCCCCUCCGGGGACUAAACAAGCUCGAGUUUGGGGCCGUACCGGAUGCAAUUUCGAUGCAUCCGGUAAGGGAAAAUGCCAAACUGGAGAUUGUAAUGGUCUUCUUGUAUGUAAAUCUUUUGGUGUACCACCCAAUACAUUAGCUGAAUAUGCCCUAAACCAAUUUGCAAAUAAAGAUUUUUUCGAUAUUUCUCUUGUCGAUGGAUUUAAUGUUCCUAUGGAAUUUAGUCCAACUUCCAAUGGGUGCACCCGUGGCAUAACGUGUAAAGCAGAAAUUAAUCAGCAAUGUCCUAAUGAAUUGAAGGCUCCCGGAGGAUGUAACAAUCCUUGUACCGUUUUCAAGACUGAUCAAUAUUGUUGUAACUCUGGUAGUUGUAGCCCAACUAAAUUUUCGAGAUUUUUUAAGGAGAGGUGUCCUGAUGCAUAUAGUUACCCUAAGGAUGAUCAGACUAGUACUUUCACUUGCCCUGCUGGUACUAAUUAUAGGGUUGUGUUCUGUCCUUAAAUAUCUAUCUGCCUAUCUAUCUAUCUAUCUAUCUAUCUAUCUAUCUAUUUGUAUCCUUUUGUAUUAAUAAUUCGAAUAAGGCUACGUUAUUCUCCUAGCUAGGAGGAUUAAUUACUAAGUCAAGGAAAAAUAUGAUGUUUUUAUUCAUCAUAUACAUAGUGAUAUUAUGGAAGUACUAUAUAUGUAAUUCCUUAGUUUGUGAUAAAUAAAAGGAAAAUAAAGAAUAUCUUUUUGA
This is a messenger RNA of Solanum stenotomum, 944 nucleotides long. Its product is annotated as thaumatin-like protein. Gene Ontology annotation, cellular component: extracellular region. The coding region runs from base 47 to 709 and encodes 220 amino acids. The record is from RefSeq and is a predicted model, not a curated record. The transcript has a single exon. NCBI's taxonomy places the organism in Eukaryota, Viridiplantae, Streptophyta, Magnoliopsida, Solanales, Solanaceae. Gene Ontology annotation, biological process: defense response.